AUGGCUGGUCUCUGGGAGACUUUUGCCUAUGCUUUCCGCGCUCUUGGCUCCAAGGAUCAACAGUCUGCUGGAAUUGCACUUGUUGCUCAGAUCUUGGUCUUGGUAGCGCCCAUCUGGGUCAAUGCCUUUGCAUACAUGGUCUUUGCUCGCAUCGUCCACUUCUACUCGCCCACCCGCAAGGUCUGGGUCCUGUCGCCUUCUAUUCUGGCUCUCAUCUUCGUCUCCCUGGACAUUCUCUCCUUUGUCAUUCAGCUCGUCGGUGGCGGAAUGGCUGGUCCAGGCGCAAGUCCCGAGUCUCAGAAAAAGGGCUUGAACAUUUACAUGGGUGGUAUUGGCAUGCAGGAGGGCUUCAUUAUUCUGUUCUUGGGCUUGGUCAUCAAGUUUCAUCGCGACCAGCUUCAGGCAGAAAGAGCCGGACGUCUGAAUGCCGACAAGGCAGGCGGCUGGAAAUGGUUGAUCUGGGCCCUCUACGCAUGCUUGCUGGCCAUCACCAUUCGCAUCGUCUACCGCCUCGCUGAGUUCUCCGGUGGCCUGGGCGCAAGCAACCCUCUGCCAAGUAAUGAGCCCGUCCUGUACGUCUUGGAGUCGACUCCAAUGUGGCUGGCCAUUCUUGUGUGGAACAUUGUUCAUCCUGGUCGCUUCAUUCAAGGUCCAGAUGCCAAGAUGCCGCGCUCGUGGCUGUCGCGCCAUCUCUGCUGCUGCUGCCACAGACGUCGCUGUGAUGACUGCCAUGGCAAGCUCGGACAUGCUGGACCUCACCACCACAGCUUGUCGGGCAACUCUGAAGUGGAGGAAAACCGAGAGAUGAACCCCGUCUCGAAGAAACAAAGAGGUCGUGUUUCUGUCACCGCGGCCAACCCUUUUCUGGACGCACAGUCUCGCGACUCUUCUCCCACCGGUGACGCCAGAGAGCAGCUCCGACUUCGCCCGCCACCAGCUGCCGACAAUCAUCGCGAAGUCAGCCCCGAGCCGCAUGCAUACACUGCAUACCGUCCUCGCUAG
Exserohilum turcica Et28A is the source of this 1002-nucleotide messenger RNA. RefSeq lists its product as uncharacterized. The record is from RefSeq and is a predicted model, not a curated record. NCBI's taxonomy places the organism in Eukaryota, Fungi, Ascomycota, Dothideomycetes, Pleosporales, Pleosporaceae. Gene Ontology annotation, cellular component: membrane. The transcript is spliced from 2 exons. Bases 1 to 1002 code for a protein of 333 amino acids.